Messenger RNA from Miscanthus lutarioriparius, 492 nucleotides. NCBI's taxonomy places the organism in Eukaryota, Viridiplantae, Streptophyta, Magnoliopsida, Poales, Poaceae. The record is from the annotation of a GenBank genome assembly.
AUGGGGUCCGUCGGGAGGGCGUCAUCGAACGACGAACAGCCGCGGGGGAACCCAGGCCGCCUCCCCCGCUGGCGGAGGUUCGGGUUGGAGCGCCCCAAGGCUCCCCGGCGCGCAGGUGGAGAGUGGGGCGCGCAGCCCAGUGACCCGCGCGGCCACGAAGAUCAAGAGGAUGAGCGGGUUGGACAUGUGCCCUGUAACUGUAAAUACUGUUUGAAGCCAUCUCCUCUUUUAGUUGGAAGAAAGAAGAAUCAUGUGCAGGUUGAUGGCAAUUGCAAAAGGAUUGCUCGUCCUGCCGCGAAGAAUGACGACAAGGAACCUGCUCCCCCAGAAGAAAUCUUGGAGGCGCUCAGAGAGAUACCCAGGUUGGAGCGUGCUGAUUUACUGAGAGCCUACAGCAUGCUCAUCCGCGAUGAUCGUCUGUUCAGAUCUCUCAUGGCGCUGCCUAAGGACAUGAGGAAGGACUGGCUGCUCAUGGAGACUGGGAACCAGUGA